AAAUUCCAACAAGACCUCCAAGACCCCAAAUUACAAGAGCCACAACUACAACAAGACCCACUACAAGACCCGCAACUACAGCAAGACCCGCAACUACAGCGGGACCCACAACUACAACAAGACUUACAACUACAAGACCCACACCUACAGACCCAUAACUACAGUUAGACCCACAACUACAAGACCAACACAAACUCCAACAUCAACAGGAGUUUCUAUCUGUACUCCUUCAACACCAGCACAGACACAAACCGCCAAACCAGAACCUGCUACACCAUCUCUACCUCAGACAACAGAACCCCAGCCAACAGCCAUCCUGUACACCAGCCAUCCAGACUGGAAUGACACUGUGACUUCUUCAGAUGAGCCUUGGAACAAUCACACUGAAGCCAUCCCAACACACAAGCCAAAAGUGGCCACCACUAAGGGAUUCAUGGUUGGAGUCCCCAUUGCUGUCUUGGUACUGCUGAUUCUAGCGAGCGCUGUGGCUGUGACAAGUGCUGUGGACUGCUUGAAACAAGUGACUGGAAGAAUGGGUCACCCUGUCACACUGCCAUGUACUUACAGAGUGUCUGGGAGAGUCACCACUAUGUGUUGGGGCCGACAGUUCUGUCCUCUUUCUAAAUGCUCAAAACCAAUUGUUUUUACUGAUGGACAUCAAAUUUCCUAUAGGAAGAGUGUCCAUUACAGGCUAAAGGGGGGAUGUUCAAAAGGAAAUGUAUCUUUGACCAUUGAGCAUGCUCAUGAGAGAGACAGUGGUGAGUACUGUUGUCAAGUGGAGAUCCCAGGAUGGUUCAACGAUCAGAAGCUCAAUUUCUUUUUGGAUGUUAUACCAGAAAUUCCAACAAGACCUCCAAGAAUACCCACAACUACAGUAAGAUCCACAACCACAAAGAUACCCACAACGACAAGACCCACAACUACAAGGAGACCCCAAACUACAGUAAGACCCACAACCACAAAGAUAUACACAAUGACAAGACCCACGACUACAAGGAGACCCCAAACCAAAGUAAGACCCACAACCACAAAGAUACCCACAGCUACAGGAAUUGCAGCUACAAGAUCAACAGUUACAAUAAAACCUACACCUACAGGACCCACACAAGCUCUAAGGUCAACAAGAGAUGCCAUCUCUUCUUCUCCAACACCUUCACAAGCACAGACCCCCAAACCAGGUAAAGCCCAUGUGUUCAGGGCCAAGAGGCCUUCUCAUGAGACGCUGUAG
Messenger RNA from Nannospalax galili (Upper Galilee mountains blind mole rat), 1228 nucleotides. Its product is annotated as hepatitis A virus cellular receptor 1 homolog. Gene Ontology annotation, biological process: phagocytosis, engulfment; positive regulation of mast cell activation. Lineage: Eukaryota; Metazoa; Chordata; Mammalia; Rodentia; Spalacidae. Gene Ontology annotation, cellular component: cell surface. The record is from RefSeq and is a predicted model, not a curated record. The annotation marks the transcript as partial. Gene Ontology annotation, molecular function: phosphatidylserine binding; virus receptor activity. The transcript is spliced from 7 exons.